Messenger RNA from Neolamprologus brichardi, 2702 nucleotides. NCBI's taxonomy places the organism in Eukaryota, Metazoa, Chordata, Actinopteri, Cichliformes, Cichlidae. The record is from RefSeq and is a predicted model, not a curated record.
GUUGAAAGGGAUCGAGAGGGAGCGCACCAGUAUGUCGGCAGCAAAAGUUAGAGGCUGCUAACAUUAGCAUUAGUAAUGAAACUUAGGGUGACAAUAACUGCGUUGUGAGAGUGUGUAAAGCCGUGACAGGACUUAUAUUAGUAAACAUGGAGAUUUAUAGAGAAGAGGAGGAGAUUCCGGAUCCUCAUAUGUUCAGAACUGUUUUAGGGAUGUUUGAAGGACGUCCUCAUAUGCAAAGAAUAAUAAGAUGUGGCCUUCUUGGUGUUGACUACGAUGACGAUCUAGACGACCCAGGCAAUGAUGAUUAUGUUAGUUGGAGUCAUGAUUUCCAUAGAUACCCUGCAAACCGCCUGAGGUCAUCCAGCGCUGUAUAUCAGCCUGUAUACUCUUCAGCCCGUAAUUCUUCUUGCCCGUCCCCUGUAAGAUUUCAGACAAAGGAGCGCGAUGCUGAGAGAAAAGCCAGAUUAUUAGAAGAAUCUAAAAAAAUGAAAGACAAGGCUGAGAAGAAGCGGCUUAAGAAACGGAAACAGAAGGAAAGGAAACGUCUCGAGAAGCUGGAGAAGGACAAGCUGAACCCUGAAAAAAACGAGGAGGGAAAAGAUGAUGCAGAGGAGGGUAAAGCCGUUAAUGAUGAACACAAAGCCAAUAACAAUACUAGUGUUAAACCGCAGGCCUCAGCCAAAGAUACAGACAGCAGUGACAGUAGCGAUGUUUCCAGUGAUGAAGACUGCAACUCCAAGAACGACUCAGGCGACUCAGAGGAACUUGAUAUGACGAGUAGUUUUGUAAGAAAAGCUGCUCUUAUAGCCAUGCAUAAACUGGAGCAGAAGCCUAAACUGGAGAAGAAGGAGAAAAAGAAGAUGCCAGAAAAAGAAGAAUACAAAACAGGCCCUGAAAAAUCACAGCUAUUUGGAAAUCGGUCCUUCUGUUUUGAGAAGUUGCAAGAAUACGAGAAGGCGUUAAUGGAUGCAGAGUUGUCGCUUGGCAUAUGUCCAGGUUGGGAUAAAGGCCUGUAUAGGAAGGGAAGAGCUCUGGCUGGUCUAAAGAGGUAUGAGGAAGCUGCCCUGGCCUUCACGGAAGUUCUCAAACUGGACAGUUCGUGUGCAGAAGCUGCGCAGGAGCUGAUGCGUGUGCAGAUAACACAGCUAAUGGAGUUCGGUUUUACUCGAGAGCAGAGCUCAAAUGCUUUAAUAAUUCAUGGGACGGUUAAAAAAUCACUAGAAGUGCUGUCUAAGUUAAACGAUCGACCAGGAGCUCUUCUGAACGGCUCUCUCCCACCUGUUCAAGUAGCAAAUGUCACUGGAGUGUCUCCAAUCCUUUCAGCCAACACAAUCGCUGCACCUGCUGCCGCUGUGCGUCCUCCUGCUCAGUCCAAGGAUGCGCUGAAAAAAACACUUAUGAACAAACCUUUGGGCGCAGUCCAGAAUACAUCUGCUGCUCAGAGUCAAUCAAAGCCUAUUCUUACUCAGCCCAUGAAGGCCAGCAACGGCGUUAAUCGACCACCACUGGAGCUGUUUCCAGUUUGGGUGGGAAACUUGAAUUUCCCAGUAACUGACUCCAUGCUUGCAAACCUGUUUAACAAGGUCGGGGUCGUCUACAGCGUCAAGGUUUUGACUGCCAAACGAUGUGCCUUUGUUAACUAUACAAAACAAGAACAUUGUGAUGAAGCAAUCCGACGUUUUCAUGGCUCUGAGCUGAAUCACAACAAGCUUGCUGUCAGGUAUCCGGACAGGAUUCCUGCAGGCUUGGGUAUUUCCAGAUCUGCCCUGAGAGCUGAUGACCUGCCAGAUUAGAACGUGAGGCAUAACGAGAACAGCCAAAGGACAGUACGUCCUUAGAAACUCAUCCCCGACCACAGAGGGGACUACUGAAUGAAGACCCAGCUGCUACUUGGCCUGAAUGUUGUUUUCAAUAAAUACUUCUUGUCCAAUACAGACUAAUCAACAGUAUCUACAGGUUCUCCUGUUGUAAUAGCUUUAUGUAAAAUUACCUGGUAAGUUAUGUCUGAAAAUAUCGUGUUAUUGCAAGGUGAUAAAUCCAGAUGUUAACAAAAGCUUCAUGUUGCCAAAAUUUUCAGUCUGACAAUUACAUGGAAGGGUUGGGUAUGUAUUUUAAAUGUUAGUAUUCAGAAAAAAACAGUAUAUAAUUUACAUAUUUGUUUAUUUAAAGUCUGCGGAUUAGUCUAAGACUGCAGAGCAGGCUUACAGCUAAGCACGCCAGUCUGUUUCAGUAAACAAGUAAAUUUGAGUGUUAAUUAAAAAGUUGUUCUGUGGACAAUUUUUGAGUCAUGCAAGUAACAUUGGUCAUCAAAUACAGUAUUACAUUGGCUCUGAACAUAAUUUCUUUUAAACAUGUUAAGCAGCAGGAAUCCCUCAAGUUUUGUUUAUGUUGAAAUACUUAAUAUAUAGAGCCUAAACAUAUGUUCAAUUAAGGCCUGUGGUCAGCCGGUUUUCCAAAAUUAUCUGUAGUCAUUAUGGUCAUCCAUAAUUCUUAUUAUACAUUUACUAUAAGCUUAAUACAGCUCUAUAACACAAGCAUUAUGCUGUUUCAUUGCUCCUAGUUUAUUUUUACCUGAAACGUGUCUUAAAUGAAAAACCUCAAGGGUUGAAAUGCCAUUGCACAUUUUUUUAAAAAUAUAUAUAAGUCCUCAAAUUGUGAAGGUUGUUCUUAAUCCAACAAUUAAAGUUUCUUUAUACUCUGGA